This is a messenger RNA of Eleginops maclovinus (Patagonian blennie), 5936 nucleotides long. Its product is annotated as NLR family CARD domain-containing protein 3-like. The coding region runs from base 389 to 4258 and encodes 1289 amino acids. The record is from RefSeq and is a predicted model, not a curated record. Gene Ontology annotation, molecular function: protein binding. The transcript has 13 exons. Lineage: Eukaryota; Metazoa; Chordata; Actinopteri; Perciformes; Eleginopidae. Gene Ontology annotation, biological process: regulation of apoptotic process; intracellular signal transduction.
UGGGCGAAGGCUGCGAGCUAGUCCCGGAAGUCAACUCGAGCACCAAUGAUACAUUUGCACGUGCUGUGCUUCGUCCCUCUUACAACCAACCAAACACCUUUUCCUAAACUUCCCACUUUAGUUAUGCAAUAACGGUUCUGAAGGAGGCACACAGCGGGAGGAAGGGCACAUGGCUAAGGGUGCUGGAAUAAGGGAUUUAAGAUCAUUUCUGAACAUCUCCUUUGUCUUGUAUGUCUGAAGAAGGAGGCGGGCUUCGCACACUCCUCACAGGAAUGUUUUCCUGUCCUUGUGACAGUGGAGCUGGAGCAGUCUGUUGGAGAAGGAGCUCUGCUGUAUUUCCAGUUGCUGGUGGAGAAGAUUCACUAAGCAGUCAUUGGGAAACAACAUCAUGGGGAGCUACUGCUCUGCACUCUGCAAGGCUAAAAAAAAGGAAGAUGAGGCUACCACCAAAGGGGAAAGUAGAGAAAAAUCUCCUCUCAUGCAAAGAAAGCCAUCUUUGAAAGAGGAGGGAGCCAUGAAGGAGACAACAGAGGAGGACACUUUAAGGAGUCAAGUAGAAGAAUCUUCGUCUAAAGAAAUGGCAUGUAUUGAGAUCAAUGAUGCUGAUGUCAACACCUCAAGUCCUGGCCUUUCUGAAACACAUGAUACUGAUUCAGCCAUGAGAGUGAACAAAGAGGCUGAGUGGGUGGACAAAAACAGGGCUCAGCUCAUUCAGAAAGUCACCCUUGUGAUGCCAAUAGCAGAUGAGUUGCUCCAGCGGACAAUCAUACGACAGGAGAUGUAUGCCAACAUUUCAGCUGCCAAAACCACCCAGGAUCAGAUGAGGGCAGUCUACAAAACCCUCACUACCACAAAAGCCAAAUCUGUCUUCUAUAGAAUCCUUCAAGAAAAUCAGCCACAGAUUUCUGAAACAGAAGAUGUCGUCAAAGAAGUCAUCAAAAGUCACAAAGCACAACUGAGGGAACAGUUCAAAUACGAGUUUGAAGGCCCUGAUGCUGAUCAUGGGGAUGCACAAUCAUUGGACAACAUUUACACAGAGCUUCACAUUGUACAGGAAGAUAGAAAACAAAAAACGGCACAAGAGGAAGUACAACGUGUCAAUAUAGAACAUGAGAUUUGGGAGAUUGAAGACAAGGCAAGGAGUCAAAAAGCUGAGGAGGGCACUAAAAUUAAUUGUAACGACAUCUUCAAAAGUACAACGAAAGAUAGCGUGUCAUCUCAGCAAGAGGACGUGAAAGCUAUCAGGACCGUGAUGACAAAGGGAAUUGCAGGCAUUGGGAAAACUGUGUCUGUUAAGAAGUUCAUUCUUGACUGGGCAGAUGGGAAUGCCAAUCAGGACCUGGACUUCAUCUUUGUGCUACCAUUCAGGAAACUAAAUCUGGUACACAAUCAGCAUAGCCUUGAGACACUUGUGAGAGAGCUCCACCCAGGACUUAAAAAGAUAGCAGUUGCAAAAUUAUUUGCUAAUCACAAAGUUUUGUUCAUUUUUGAUGGUCUCGAUGAAAGCCAGCUUCAACUGAAUUUCAGAAAAACAGAACUAUUGACAGAUGUCACCAAAGAGUCAUCAGUGGACACUCUUGUGACCAACCUCAUCCGGGAAGAUCUUCUUCCCUCGGCUCAUGUCUGGAUAACCUCAAGACCAGGAGCAGUUCAGCGCAUCCCUGGAAGGCAUGUAUACCGGUCGACAGAGGUCAGAGGAUUUAAUGAUCCACAAAAAAUAGAGUACUUCCGAAGGAGAGUUGAGGACAAGUCAAUUGCUGAAAGAAUUAUCAGCAACAUUAUGAUGUCCAGGAGCUUGUACAUUAUGUGUCACAUACCUAUCUUCUGUUGGAUUGCGGCAAAAGUUCUUGAAUUUUUGCUGCCAAAAAUGGACAAUACUCAAGAUAAAGACAUAAAGAUACCCACAACGCUUACCGAAAUGUACACACACUUCCUUUGCAUUCAAUUGCAGAUAGCUACCGAAAAGUAUGAUGAAGAUAACGAGUUAGAUCAGGAGAAGAUCUUCAAGUCGAAUGAUGAAUUCAUUUUUAAAUUAGGUAGGAUGGCCUUUGAAUGUUUGAUUGAAAGCACAAUUGUAUUUACUGACAAGGAUCUAGAAAAAUAUGGCAUUGACAUACGUAAAGCUGGAGUUGACUGUGGGUUGUGCACAGUGGUGUUCCAACAAGAGGAAGGUUUGUACAGAAAGAAACUCUACUGCUUUGUUCAUCUGACGGUCCAGGAGUACUUUGCCGCUCUCUUUGUGUACCACAGUUUUGCAAGUAAAAAGAUAGAUUCCCCAAGCCUCAUAAAUUUCCUGCUCAUAGGGUCCGAAGAACAGCUCAAGAGUAUCUUGGAUGAAGAUCCUGUUGAUAUACCUUUGGAUGAGCUGAUUGAAAUUUCAAUAGCUAAUUCUUGUCUGAGAAAGACAGGAGAACUGGACAUGUUCCUGAGGUUCCUUAUCGGCAUGUCCCUACGAUCAACACAAGAACUGCUUCAAGGCUUGAUUCAGCAGAAAGAGGAACACUCUACAGUUGUUGAGGAAAUAAGAACAAGUCUUGUAGAAAUAGAUUUGCUUGAUUGCAGCCCUGAAAGAUGUCUGAACCUUGUUCAUUGCCUGAUCGAGCUGAAAGACAGUUCCAUACACAAUACUGUGAAGAAGUAUUUGAAACCAGAUCAUGAUGCAGAAACACAGCUUUCCCCUGUUCAGUGCUCCGCUUUGGCCGACUCAAUUCUAAUGUCAAAAGAGCCUCUAGAGGAAUUCAACCUGAAGAAAUACAGACCUUCAGUAAAAGGUGUUUUUAGGCUUGUCCCAGCUGUGAGGAACUGCAAAAAAGCAAGAAUAUCAGGGGUGGAUCUUGAUGUUUGGCUUUGUGAAACGAUCUCCUCAGCUCUACGGAUGCCAAACUCUGUGCUAACAGAACUACACCUGAUCAAUAAUCGCUUAUCUGAAGAAGGUGCAAAGAUCUUGUGUAAUGGACUUGAAAACUCUCAGUGUAACCUUGAAGCUCUGAGUUUCUCAAGUAGACAAACUUUACAAGAAGACCAUGAAAGAAUGGCAUCAGCUAUCAAAUCAAUCAUGAAAAAGGAGACUCUAAGGGAACUUGAGCUGAGUGCCAACGCACUGGGCAAUUCAUUAUACCCUUUGCUUUCUGAUGGACUGUCCAGCCCUAAACUAGAAAAGCUCAGACUGAACAGAACUUCGGGGAUUGCAAAAAUCUGUAAGGAGUUUGUGGUGGCGCUUGAAUCCAAGCCAUGCUCCUUACGAGAGCUGGAACUGAGUUACACCAGUUUAAAAGACUCUGAAAUGGAGAUCCUCUCUACUGGGCUGACGAGCACAAACUGUAACCUGGAGGUGUUGAGUCUCAGUCACAACAGACUCACUGAGAAAGGUUGUAAGAUGUUGGCCUCAGCACUCAGCUCCAAAUCUUCCCAUCUGACAAAACUCGACCUGAGCUACAAUGACCUGGGCGACUCGGGAGUGAUGGCGCUCUGUACUGCACUGACAAAACCACAAUGUGGUUUGAAAACACUAAGGCUGUCGUUCUGUAAGGUGACUGUAGAUGGAUGUGUCGCCAUGGCCUCAGCUCUGAGGUCUGACCACUGCGGCCUCAGGGAGCUGGACCUGAGGUUUAAUCACCUGGCAGAGAAAGGAGUCACCUUGCUGACUGAAAUACAGAGGGAUUCUCGCUGCAGUCUAGAGGAACUCAAUGUGGACCAAAAUGAGGAAUGCUGGUUCGACCUGAAGCUACUGAGACAAUAUGCGUCUGAUCUGACACUGGAUCCUAACACAGCAUGUCUGAAUGCAAUUUUGACAGAAAACAACCAAAGGGCAGAUUGUGUUCUGGAGAAGCAGCCAUACCCUGAUCAUCCAGACAGAUUUGAUUCCUCUCAAGUACUUUGUGAAGAAGGUCUGACCGGUCGCCAUUACUGGGAGGUUGAGUUUACAAAGGCUGAAGUUGGAGUGGCGUACAAAAGUAUAGACCGGGUGGCAGACUGCUCAACUGAAUUCAUUUUGGGUGGAAAUGAAAAGUCUUGGUGCUUGACUAAUGAUGGAUUCUUUAAACAUAAUAAUUCCUGGGAGGGGUUUAUUGUCCAUCAUAGAUUCAAUGGUACCACUGGGGUGUAUCUGGACUGGCCGGCGGGUAUUUUGUCCUUUUUUCAGGUCCUUCCUGAUACACUGACCCACCUGUACACUGUCAAUACAACUUUCACGGAACCACUCCAUCCUGGUUUCCACUUAGAUUCGGAAGGAUCAAUUUACCUCCGUAAGCUAAAGUAAUCGAAAAUCUUGGUGAAAAAACCUGUGCAACAGUGAAACAUGCAACACAGGUGAUACAAUGAUUGACUGUUUAAACUUAAACACUUAACAUUUGAAUAAUUGUUCAAUGUUAAAGUAUUAUUAAAUGAUGUGGGUUUGUCCCGUUUUUGUGUAUACAGUAUAUUGAAAUCAGUCACAGUUUCUUCUGAGAAGUCGUAGCACACCAUUCUUAAUUGACUAAUUGAGUUACUUACCUGAGUAUUUACAUUUUAUGCUAUUUUACACUUACUACUCUACAGUUUGGAAGCCAAGUUUGUCAUUUUCACUCCACUAUAUUUAUUUAACAGAUAGUUACUUUAUAAAAUCUGAUUUUGACACACAACACUUGGGAAAAAAACUUUAAAAAAAGAAACAUUUUGUUAAGAUGAAACCAUCCAACAUUGUAUUUAAGUAACUCAAACCAUGACAGAAAAUGAAUUUGCCGAAAUGUUGCUAAAAAAUGUUUGGUCUCUCUUAAAUGUGAAGAUCUACUGCUUUUGCUUUAAACUAUUUUAAAAUGCUUACAUUUCGUUUUACGAUUUGGCAAUACAUUUACUCCUUAUACUUUAGGUCCAUUUUACUAAUCGUACUAACAUACUUUUACUUAAGUACUAUUCUUGACUUUUACUCUUAAUGGAGUGUUUUUAUAGUGUAGUAUUUGUGUUUAUUUAGUAGCACAGUAUCUGUCUGUCACCUGCCAGCUAACCUGGAACAUUUAUUUCUGUUGCUUUGGCUGAAUGCUUCUAUUAAGAAUUGGCAAGCAGCUCCUCACACCCUGUGUACUGUACAGGCUUGUCUACAUUCUUUUUUACUGAUUUACAGGAAGUAUCACAAACGGCAUGAAAAAAAACGUAAAUACAAAAAAGCAUAGUUCAAUAGCCACACACACACACACACACACACACACACACACACACACACACACACACACACACACACACACACACACACACACACACACACACACACACACACACACACACACACACACACAAAACAAAUUAACCUCCGUAUUGUUUCUUGUGUCUUGCUAAUGUGUGGUGGCCGACCGGUGCAACAGUGCCAGAACCUAACCCUACACAGCAUGUAUAUAUGCCCUGUGAAAUUGUAAUUAAGUCAUAUGGGUGGUGGGUUUAAGACAAUAUCCCAUUAAUGUUUAUUUUUGUAAUUGAAUCGCAGUAUGCUGAAAAGUGCUAUAUAAAUAGCCUUGUCUUGCAGGCACUGUUACAAUGAGGGUUUGUGUACUUCAUUCUUAUCAAACUGUAUGACUCAACUUCCACAGAAACGCUCAGGUCUGCUUUCCUUUGUGCAGUUCUGCACUUCCUUAUCCAUUAUCUUAUCCACUCAGCUAACAGACCGACACAAUUUCAAACAGUACACUGGCCCAUCAAUGCCAUGUAUGUAAUCAAUUUUGAUAUCCUAAAAUCUUCUCUUUAUCAACCAAUGUAAAUAUACUUAACAAUCCGGAUAAAAAUUGUUUAUAUGUUUAUUGAAGUCCUUAAUUCAGUUUUUUUUGUUGUUUUAACAGAUACUUACCUGUACAUCCUUUUUGUUUUACUAUCCUGUGUGAACCACACUGUCCUGGUUUUCAUUCUUAUUCUGUUGCUGCUUAAACCACUGAAUUUCCCCACGGGGAUUAAUAAAGGUACAUCUUAUCUUA